AGUGCAAUUGAUAAGCAUGUAUAGAAGCCGUAAUUUGGGAUGCGUCAGACAAGAAACUAGCAAUUAUAGCUAGCAGAAUUAUUGAUAAGAAAGCGGGCGACUGAUAAGCAAAGCUAAAGGGAACGGAAACACAAGUUAAAAGCGCCUCGCACAACAACAGCAAUCAGUUGUGAGCAGACCGCACAGCAAAACAGACGUACAGUAGCAGAUGAAUGAAUGACUGCGAGACGAGGCAACGACAAGUGCAAGAAACAAGUUACUAUAACAACAAAAGCAACAGUGAAGAAGAUACUCGCAAGCUUUUAGGCGGCAGGGGUCAGCGAUCUUAAACCAACAACUGGCAUUAACAGGGCGUCAUUAUUAGUGCGUGUAAAAUACCAAAUACAAACAUAAUUUCAAGGGUGUUCAUGUAUUUGUGUAAAUAAUUGAGUAAUAAAUUAGCUGAUUCAUCUGCUUAGUGAAGCAGCGGCCGUUUUGUUUAAAGUACUUACGUGUACAGAACCCCAAGCAAAGCAACUCACGUUACAGUUGUUCAAGCAACUUCAGCACAAUGGCACCACCCACAGUUUUGGUCACUGGCGGCGCUGGCUAUAUUGGCUCGCACACAGUGCUGGAGAUGCUCAAUGCUGGCUACAACGUCAUCUGCGUGGACAAUCUCUGCAAUGCUUUUAGCAGUGGAGCAGCUAAGCUCCCGGAGGCGCUCAGUCGUGUGCAGGAAAUCACCGGCAAGAAGGUCAACUUUUAUCGCGUGGACAUCACAGAUCGCGAGCAAGUUCGUUCGGUCUUCCAGGAGCACAAAAUUGAUAUGGUGGCGCACUUUGCUGCAUUGAAGGCUGUGGGCGAGUCCUGCCGUAUACCCUUGCAAUACUAUCACAACAAUAUGACGGGCACAAAUGUGCUGCUCGAGGCUAUGGCGGACAAUAAUGUCUUCAAGUUUGUCUAUAGCUCGAGUGCAACUGUUUAUGGAGAACCAAAGUUUUUGCCUGUCACCGAGGAGCAUCCCACAGGCAAUUGCACAUCGCCCUACGGCAAGACCAAAUACUUUACUGAGGAGAUUCUUAAGGAUUUGUGCAAAUCCGACAAGCGUUGGGCUGUAGUUUCCUUGCGCUACUUCAACCCCGUGGGCGCUCACAUAAGCGGUCGCAUAGGCGAGGAUCCCAAUGGCGAGCCCAACAAUCUUAUGCCCUACAUUGCCCAAGUGGCUGUGGGUCGUCGUCCCAAACUUAGCGUCUAUGGCAGCGAUUUUCCCACCAAGGACGGCACUGGUGUGCGCGACUACAUACAUAUCGUUGAUCUGGCUGAGGGUCAUAUCAAAGCUUUGGACAAGCUGCGCAACAUAGCCGAAACAGGUUUCUUUGCUUACAAUCUGGGCACAAGCGUUGGCUGCUCUGUGUUGGAUCUAGUCAAGGCUUUUGAGGUGGCCUCCGGCAAGAAGAUCAACUACGAAUUGGUUGACAGACGCUCGGGUGAUGUGGCCACCUGCUAUGCGGAUGCCCAGCUGGCCGAACGUGCGCUGGGCUGGAAGGCAACGCGCGGCAUUGAUAAAAUGUGCGAGGAUACGUGGCGCUGGCAGAGCCAGAACCCCAAUGGUUAUGCCAACAAGUAGUCUAGCGUUUGUAGCCCAUAAUAUACGUGCCACAUGCUUUCCAUAUAGAGCCUAUUGCUUAGUUCCUCAGACGCUUUCCAAUUAUUUAAUUUUUUUAAUUAGCUAACGCAUUUUUGUUUUUUUCAAAAGUGCAAAAUGAUGUUACAAAAUUUUAUUGUAUGUGUGUAAUUAAAAAACAUAACGAAACAAAAAAACAUUAUGUAAGCUGAUGCAAGCAAGGUGCUUACAAUAUCAUUACCCGUUAUCUGUCUCUCUUGGCAAACAGAAUGCGGUUACAAUGUCAAGGUCAAAUCGAAGGCCGGCCGUCGUAAAUAAACAACAAGCGCUUUGAAGUCUUUGUCUAGCGGCAAAACAUUUAUUUUAAUGCAAUCUAAACAUUUACAAAAUAUUUGUUGUA
Molecule: messenger RNA, 2003 nt
Organism: Drosophila busckii
Lineage: Eukaryota; Metazoa; Arthropoda; Insecta; Diptera; Drosophilidae
Gene: Gale
Product: UDP-glucose 4-epimerase
Exons: 4
Coding region: 551-1606 (351 amino acids)
Biological process (GO): beta-D-galactose catabolic process via UDP-galactose, Leloir pathway
Cellular component (GO): cytosol
Molecular function (GO): UDP-glucose 4-epimerase activity
Source: RefSeq, a predicted model, not a curated record